Molecule: messenger RNA, 1813 nt
Organism: Ochotona princeps (American pika)
Lineage: Eukaryota; Metazoa; Chordata; Mammalia; Lagomorpha; Ochotonidae
Gene: NCF2
Product: neutrophil cytosolic factor 2
Exons: 15
Coding region: 141-1787 (548 amino acids)
Biological process (GO): phagocytosis; superoxide anion generation; respiratory burst
Cellular component (GO): NADPH oxidase complex
Molecular function (GO): superoxide-generating NADPH oxidase activator activity; protein binding
Source: RefSeq, a predicted model, not a curated record
CUCGCAGCUCCGACGUCAGUUGCUGAAAGGUGGGGACACUUCCUGGUGCCCUUGCGACACAGGGACGGCUACUUAAGGGCUGCCGUGUGCCCGUGGCCCGGAGACGCCCACCGCCUGCCCCCUCCCCGACAGCCCUGAGUAUGUCCCUGGCAGAGGCCAUCAGCCUCUGGAAUGAGGGCGUGCUGGCUGCUGACAGAAAGGACUGGGAGGGGGCCCUGGCCGCCUUCAGCUCGGUCCAGGACCCCCACUCCCGGAUCUGCUUCAACGUGGGCUGCGUGCACAGCCUGCUGGGGGACCUGCAGGCGGCGGAGAAGGCCUUCACCAAUAGCAUCCACAGGGACAAGCACCUGGCGGUGGCCUACUUCCAACGGGGCAUGCUCUACUACCAUCUGGAAAGGUAUGACUCGGCCAUCAAGGACCUCAAGGAGGCCUUGACCCAGCUCCGGGGCAACCAGCUGAUCGACUACAAGAUCCUGGGGCUGCAGUUCAAGCUGUUUGCCUGUGAGGUGCUGUAUAACAUCGCUUUGAUGUACGCCAAGAAGGAGGAGUGGAAACAGGCCGAAGAGCAGCUGGCACUGGCCCUGAACCUGAAGUCCGAGCCCAGGCACUCUAAGGUGGACAAGGCCAUGGAGUGUGUGUGGAAACAGAAGCUCUAUGAGCCAGUGCUGAUCCCCAUGGGCAGGCUGUUCCGGCCCAAUGAACGGCAGGUGGCUCAGUUGGCCAAGAAGGACUACCUGGGCAAGGCCACGGUCGUGGCCUCGGUGGUGGACCAGGACAGUUUCUCUGGCUUUGCUCCUCUCCAGCCUCAGGCAGCAGAACCUCCACCGAGACCCAAAACCCCAGAGAUCUUCCGGGCUCUGGAGGGGGAGGCCCACCGCGUGCUGUUUGGCUUUGUGCCCGAGACACCUGAGGAGCUCCGGGUCAUGCCGGGAAACAUCGUCUUUGUUCUGAAGAAGGGCAGUGACAACUGGGCCACGGUCAUGUUCAACGGCCAGAAGGGUCUGGUUCCCUGCAACUACCUGGAACCCGUGGAGCUGCGGAUCCACACACAGCAGCAGCCCCAGUCUGAAGGGCUGCCCACUGCCCGAGAGCAGAGGAAGCUUCUUACCCUGCCUCCCUGUCACCUUCAGGAGGACCCCACCCCAGAGCUUCACAUCCCGGCUCCCCCCAGCGCCAGUGCCCCUGGGAGGCCUCCCCGCUCACCAGGUCAGAGACAAAAGGACGAGCCUCAGGAGACCAGGCUCAGUGGCCCCCAGCCUUACACGGUGAAGGUGCACUACAAGUUCACGGUGGCCGUGGAGACCCGAGCCCAGCUGCCCUACAGCCAGCUCCUGGACCUUGUGGCCAAGAAGCUGGAGCUGUUGCCAGAACACACAAAGCUGAGCUACCGGCCACGGGCUGACCAGCAGCCGGUGCCCCUCUCGGAAGACAGCAUGCCAGACGCCUGGAGGCACGCCACCUGCAGCUGCCUGACUUUGUGGUGUGAGAACACGGUGGGUGACCAAGGCAUUCCAGAGCGUCCCAAGGAGCAUGAGCCCAUGGAAGCCGGUGAGCAGGCAGCCAGCCCUCAGCUGGGAGAAGGGAGCCGCGUGGUGGCGCUCUUCAGCUACGAGGCCAGCCAGCCCGAGGACCUGGCGCUGUCAGAAGGCGAUGUGGUCUUGGUGUUGGCCCAGGUCAACGACGAGUGGCUGGAAGGCGAGUGCAGGGGGCAGGUGGGCAUCUUUCCCAGAGCCUUCGUGGAAGAGCUGGCAACACCAGGGCAGGCGGUCGCGCCCAGCGCGGUCUAGGCCGAAGCCCCCAACGCUGGACCUCC